AUGGUACCAACUUCCAAACCAACGUUUGAAGAAUGGCUUGCAGUCAGCGAGAUUGCAUUCGAGUGGGCAGAGAGCUAUGACUCGAAGGACUGGGAACGCCUUCGGUCAAUUCUAGCACCUACUCUAUCGAUCGAUUACGAUAAAGUCAACAAUUCCAAGUUCCUCGAUCUGCCUGCGGACGACUUUGUGCAGAUGAUGAAGGACCCGCUGUUUCUAGGUGAUUCUAAUAUUGAUUCUCAACAUAUGUUGGGCCUCACCAAAUGGGAGAAACUAUCAGAUGACAAGAUUAUCAGCCACUCCCAGUCGAGGGCUGCUCAUGUGCGGUGGGAGGAAGGACGGACUGCUGUGGCGGCAAAGGGCCACGGGCACGGUGUUGUUACGACUACAUAUCAGAAGAUCAACGGCGUGUGGAAAUGGGCUGGGAUCAAGACACUGGUGCGCUGGAAUGAGCAUGAGUUUGAGAGAGUCUUUCGGGGAGCUGCUGGAAAGUUCGGCUGA
Aspergillus alliaceus is the source of this 498-nucleotide messenger RNA. RefSeq names its product scytalone dehydratase arp1 (gene arp1). The transcript is spliced from 4 exons. Gene Ontology annotation, molecular function: scytalone dehydratase activity. Gene Ontology annotation, biological process: melanin metabolic process. NCBI's taxonomy places the organism in Eukaryota, Fungi, Ascomycota, Eurotiomycetes, Eurotiales, Aspergillaceae. The coding region runs from base 1 to 498 and encodes 165 amino acids. The record is from RefSeq and is a predicted model, not a curated record.